AUGUUCACUUUUUUAUAUAUAUCUAUAUCUAUAUCUAUCUAUCUAUCUAUCUAUCUAUCUAUCUAUCUAUCUAUCUAUCUAUCUAUCUAUAUAUAUAUAUAUAUAUAUAUAUAUAUAUACGCUAAAGCAAAACAUGAAUAUCGUCAUCCUAUCUAUCUAUCUAUCUAUCUAUCUAUCUAUCUAUCUAUCUUCCCUUUCUCUCACCUGAUGGGGGGAAUCUAUCUAUCUAUCUAUCUAUCUUAUCUAUCUAUCUAUCUCUUUCUGUAUCUCUUUCUAUCUCUGUCACAGACACUCAUCCACAUGCGCACAGAGCAUCAAUUAAUCUCUCCCUUUCUCUUCCUUUCCAUCUAUACAUAUCUUUAUCUUUUCCUACCUUUCUCUCAGUAUCUCUAUCUAUCUUUCUACUUGCCACCUCUAUCCAUCUUUGUCUUUAUGAAUUCAUUUCGCCCGGCCACUUCGUAG
Molecule: messenger RNA, 462 nt
Organism: Acanthosepion pharaonis
Lineage: Eukaryota; Metazoa; Mollusca; Cephalopoda; Sepiida; Sepiidae
Source: the annotation of a GenBank genome assembly